This is a messenger RNA of Sebastes umbrosus (honeycomb rockfish), 1527 nucleotides long. RefSeq names its product hematopoietic death receptor (gene hdr). The record is from RefSeq and is a predicted model, not a curated record. Gene Ontology annotation, cellular component: cell surface; plasma membrane. Gene Ontology annotation, biological process: TRAIL-activated apoptotic signaling pathway; positive regulation of apoptotic process. Bases 188 to 1414 code for a protein of 408 amino acids. Lineage: Eukaryota; Metazoa; Chordata; Actinopteri; Perciformes; Sebastidae. The transcript is spliced from 10 exons. Gene Ontology annotation, molecular function: protein binding.
CUGGAACAUCAGCUGUGGCCCCGCCCACCUGAUCCAGCCUACGUCACUGUCAUUACCUCUAGUCGUCACACCUGCGCUACACUUUGAAAGAGAAGCACACGCGACGCCUGUCAACAGCAUUUUGCCGCAAAUAAGUGAAUGUAAUGAGUGAUUUUAAGUCUGUGGAGUCAGUCAUCUGUGCUAAAGCAUGACCGGGUUCCAGACCCACGUCGUUAUGGUUUUUUCGGUAUUGAUCUGGAACCUCAAACCCAGCAGGACACUGUCGGACGUCCACUGCAGAGAUGACCUGGAGUACUCCAACGGCAACCUCUGCUGUUUAAAGUGUCCAGCUGGUACUCGUAUGCUAUCGGCCUGCACCAGAUCAGGAGAGAAGGGAAAGUGUGUGGAAUGCGAUGAUGGGACGUUCAUUCAGCACGCCAGCGAUCUAAAGCAGUGUUUCCCGUGCACAUCGUGUCACUCAGAUCAGGAAAUUGUAAGGCCGUGUACUCACAUUCAAGAUGCUGAAUGUCAGUGCAGAUUGGGAAGAUUUUGCGCUCCUGAUGAAGCGUGUGAGGUGUGCAGGAAGUGUUCAAGGUGUAAACAAGAUGAAGAGAUAGUGAGGAACUGCACCCAUGAUGCCAACACGGAGUGUAAGAAAAUGCAACCCAAAGAUGGCUCAGCCUCAGCCUCAGCAAAAGCCUCUGUGAUUGUGCCACUGGUGCUGGUUGCUGCCGGGAUAAUAUUUGUGAUAAUUGUUGGUGUGGUCGCUGUGUACCGACAUCGCAGAACAACAGACUCUCGGGGGAAUCUAUCUAACAGGCUGAAACCUGGACAGCAUCCCUUCGACAGCUGUCCAACUGAUGAAAGGAGUAACGGAGAAACCCGAAGGCCGAGCUGCUCCAAUCUGAUCCUGUCCCGGCAACUGGUGAGAGCCAAAUCCUCCUUCGGCAUGGAGGAUGAGCGUAAAGUGCUGUGUGAAAGCCUCAGCAGCUCAGCCAGCAGCUCAGCCAGCAACUCCCAGCACAGUCUAACCGGCCUGCCCUCCUCUGCCUUCCCCGCACCUCCCCCCCAAGCCAGCAUCGUGGUCCCCAGGCAGCCCGACAGGAGGGAAGAUGAGCAAUUUCUUAAGCUUGUUCCUGUGAAUGGUGAAGAGUCUCUGAGGAAAUGCUUUGAGUAUUUUGAAGACAUAGACUUCAACCACCACAAGAGAUUCUUCCGUCACCUCGGGAUUGUCGACAACGUGAUCAAAAGCAAAGAGCACCUUCUCUACGAAGACAAGAUCCAUGAACUGCUGAAUAUUUGGGUGGAGAAAGAGGGCAGAGACGCCACCUUAAAUGACCUGCUGAAGGCAUUACUCGAUUUGAAUCAAAGACGAACAGCUGAGACUGUGAAGGAGAAAGCUAUUCUCAAUGAUCAUUACUUCAGUGAGAACUAAUGAGAGGUGAAUUGUUUUUUAGAAAACAUGGUCUUGCGAGUAGCACUUAUGGUGUUGGUUCAUUGUUGCUGAAAGCUUAUGCACCAUCCAGUACUGGUUGGAGUAGCAUCACA